Triplophysa dalaica is the source of this 1119-nucleotide messenger RNA. It is a transcript of the gene samd13, whose product is annotated as sterile alpha motif domain containing 13. The transcript has 5 exons. Gene Ontology annotation, molecular function: protein binding. The record is from RefSeq and is a predicted model, not a curated record. NCBI's taxonomy places the organism in Eukaryota, Metazoa, Chordata, Actinopteri, Cypriniformes, Nemacheilidae. Bases 262 to 555 code for a protein of 97 amino acids.
CACCACGCCUGCAUUUGUCGGAUUGUGCUGGAAAUAAAGCGUAAUAUUGUUCCAGUGUUAAGAAAUCAAUUACAUUUAAAGCAUCCGGAUAACACACCUGUGUCAUUGAAUAAGUGAAGAACUAUUCAUAGACUUGAAGGUUUGUGUGAGUUUAUAGAACAUGUGGCAGCUCGGCACAGCGGGAGAGUAACACAACAAGGGAAUGAUCAGGUCAUGAGGAUCUAAUGGAAUAGAGCAGUCUCGCCUCUCUGACAAGCAGUUAUGGAAACUAAGGAAAAUGGAUCGGUUGACACCAAAAGUUCUGUGGAGAACGGGGAGCUGUCAGAUCCAGCUCACUGGGCCGUAGCAGAUGUGGUCAAUUAUUUUAAAGCGACAGGAUUUGAGGAGCAAGCCAACGCUUUCCAAGAUCAGGAAAUCGACGGCAAAUCUCUCCUACUUAUGACUCGCAAUGACGUUCUGACCGGACUGUCUAUAAAACUGGGUCCUGCACUGAAGAUAUACGAGUAUCACGUGAAGCCUCUCCAAACCCAACACUUAAAAACCAAUGUGUCAUAGCUGCUCCGACAUGCCACAUGGAGGCAUAGAAGACAAUCACAGCAGGAGAACGCAGGGUAACUGCAGGCAGAACCAAUACAUAUUAUGCAUCUUAACAAAUAAAUUAUAAAAAAAAUGAAUUAAUUCAUGGUAAAUUGCUUUUAGGUUGUCAUUCUGCUGUACAUGCACAUUUAUGAUUUGUCUCAUCGAUGUUUACCCCCUAUAAAAAUCAUUUGGUCGUGGUUGUACAUAAAUCCUUAUUGCUUUUAACAUAAAAUGCUUGCUUUAAAAAAAAUGAUCACCUUUAACAUGAUGAAAAGUGGCUUGAAGUAAAUUUAAAACGCUUUCCUGAAGAAGUUUCUGUGUUAAGCAUGAAGUACGUUUGAACAGAACUGAGACGGAAAGAAGUGGUGCUUUUAUUGGUUUGUUGUUCAUUUUCCACAAUUUUUCCCCAUUCAUAACAGAGAAACUUUGUGUAAUAAAGUAACGGCACAAGUGAUGGCUUGGUGCAUGUCAGGUUUGUUGGCAGGAGUCCAGUCACAGCGAUUGUGCUCCGUGCUGCUAUUAAUUCUGUUUAUUUAUUCG